Molecule: messenger RNA, 1068 nt
Organism: Candidula unifasciata
Lineage: Eukaryota; Metazoa; Mollusca; Gastropoda; Stylommatophora; Geomitridae
Source: the annotation of a GenBank genome assembly
AUGACAUUAUCCAAUGUUUCAUUCGCGUCCCCACGCAAGCAGAUAAUCAGUAAUGAAGUACAACUGUAUUUGGAUAUUUACUUUAGAACUGUCGUGGUAACUGUUGUGGGAGUUUUCGGAACCAUCACAAAUGUGAUGAGCGCUGCAGUGUUUAUAAGACAAGGAGUGCAUGACUGCGUUAGCGUGUGUCUCUUGUCUCUGACUGUAACAAAUCUAGUGUCUGUAACAGCUGGAGUUCUGACAUUGUUUAGUAAAGUACUCAUAUUUGCCAAUAUUCUUACAAACUUUGAUCCUUGGGCCAUCUACUAUACACUGCCUCAUAUCUCUGCGUUGUUUUACAACAUCUCCACAAUAACUACAACUUUUAUCUCCGUCGAGAGAUGUCUAUGUGUUACCUGGCCUCUCAAAUUUAGCAAUACUUUCACCGUUAGAAGAGCAGUCGUCGUUUUAAUGGGCAUCUAUCUUUAUGAUAUCAUUAUCACCAUGCCUGAUCAUCUGACCAUGGGUUUGGAAAACCAGUUUGACUCCAAAAUGAACAAAACACGGCUAGUUUUAUGGCUAUCACCGGAAAGACCUUACGUUGAUAUUCUUAACAGGAUGUUCUGUCAGUUAACGGUUGAGUCACUGUGUGUACUGAUGCUCAUCGUUAGCACUUACAGCAUGGUCAGAGGUCUUCGCCGCUCAUUGCAUCAGUGGACAGACCAUCAUCAUGUGCAACAAAGUGAUGCCAUUGUUCCCAACAUAGCUGCAAAGAAAACUUCAAAGGGUAAUAAUAAGGUGAACAUGAAACAAAAUGUCGUGAAUACGGUUAUCAUUUUAGCCAUUGUGGCGUUUAUCUGCAAUUCUCUUAGACUUGUGUUGAUCAUAAUAGACCACACACAUCCAAAUCUAGCGACAACAGAAUUUAACUUAUAUGUUGAUUUGGUUGCAGUUUCGUAUUUACUACAAACUGUCAACGCUUCUGUUGAUAUUUUUGUUUAUUUAUCAUACAAUAUUUCGUUUAGACGCCGCUUUGUUGAAAUGUUUGGCACAUCUAGCAUGUUUCAUCUGAAAUGUAGUUUCAUUUGA